Messenger RNA from Mucor velutinosus, 1584 nucleotides. RefSeq lists its product as uncharacterized. Bases 1 to 1584 code for a protein of 527 amino acids. Gene Ontology annotation, biological process: fatty acid metabolic process. The record is from RefSeq and is a predicted model, not a curated record. NCBI's taxonomy places the organism in Eukaryota, Fungi, Mucoromycota, Mucoromycetes, Mucorales, Mucoraceae. The transcript has a single exon. Gene Ontology annotation, molecular function: medium-chain fatty acid-CoA ligase activity.
AUGUCUGAUACUUUGCUCGAAAUCUUCAAAAGCAGAAAGGAUGCUAUGCAUCCCGCCAUCAUCAUCCCACAAUCUGCAGAUGUGCCAUCAAAGGUCACAUACAACCAAAUGUUGGACAUCAUUUACGACUUUUCUCGAAAGCUAGCUGCUCAAGUGCCUGCUAAGGCAUUAGCUCCCGGUAGAUCUAUCUCCAUCAGCUACCCCAACUCGUUCGAAUUCAGUGUUGCCUUCUUGGGCGCUACAUUCAUGAACCUUGUUGCAUCUCCCUUGAAUCCUGCUUAUACUGAGGACGAAUUUAAUUUCUAUCUGGAGGACGCUCAGAGUUCCAUCAUGAUCCUGCCUAAAGGUGCUUUGAAUGAAAAGAAUAAUGCCGCUGUCAAGGCUGCUCACAAGCAAGGCGCUAUUGUUGUGGAAAUCCACUGGAACGGUACUUCUUUGGAAAUCAAUGCUCGUGUCCCCAUCGAAUUGUCUGGUGAACCUCAUCGCACAAUUGAUAAAUUUACACCUAAACCAGAUGAGCCCGCCUUACUAUUACACACAAGUGGUACAACUGGUAGACCCAAGGGCGUUCCUCUGAGUCAUCUCAAUUUGUUGACUAGUAUGAGAAACAUUGUACACACAUACGAGUUAAAUCCCGAGGAUCGCACUUACCUGGUAAUGCCUCUUUUCCAUGUGCAUGGUUUGGUCUGUGGUUUGCUGUCUACUUUGCUCUCGGGUGGUGUUGCUGUCAUCCCUCGUAAAUUUAGCGCUUCCCAUUUCUGGAAAGAUUUCAAAGAUAACAAGUGCAAUUGGUAUACUGCUGUACCCACUAUUCACCAAAUCUUGCUUCGCAACCCUCCUUCUCAAGUACCUGCUAUCCGUUUCAUUCGCUCUUGCUCAUCCAGCUUAGCUCCUGCUACUUUGGAGGCUGUUGAGAAGCAUUUCAAGGCCCCUGUGUUGGAAGCGUAUGCUAUGACAGAAGCAUCCCAUCAAAUGACCUCCAACCCUCUCCCUCAUCGUGGUCCUCAUAAAGCUGGCUCCGUGGGUCUCGGUCAGGGCGUUGAGGUUGUCAUUUUGGAUGAUGCCGGCAAUCCUGCAGAGUUGGGUGAAGUCUGUAUCCGUGGUAAGAAUGUCACCAAGGGCUAUUUGAACAACCCCAAGGCCACCGCUGAAUCUUUUACCAAGGAUGGUUACUUCCGUACUGGAGAUCAAGGUAAAAAGGACAAGGAUGGCUAUUUGAUCUUGACUGGUCGUAUCAAGGAGUUGAUUAACCGUGGUGGUGAAAAGAUUUCCCCCAUUGAAUUGGACUCUGUCAUGUUGAGUCAUCCAAAGAUUGGUGAGGCCGUCAGCUUUGCCGUACCCGAUGAAAUGUAUGGCCAAGAGGUCCAUGCCGCUGUUGUAUUGAAGGAUGGUGUCAAGGAUGAUGCCAAGGCCAUUGAAAAGGAAUUGCAAGCUUAUUGCGCCAGCAAAUUAGCUAAAUUCAAGGUGCCAAAGCGUAUCUAUGUCACUGAUAUAAUGCCAAAGACUGCUACUGGCAAGAUCCAACGUCGUAAGGUAUCUGAAGUCUUCUUCAAGGGCCCUGCUCCUGCUCAAGCCAAGUUGUAA